GAUCAAUUCAGAUUCGUUUUUUUUCAGGCUUUGCAUACCUUUCAGGUCGAGGUCGUUCAUCAUUCUCUACUUUUUAUUUACAGUAGUUAAUACAGUGAGACAAUUUGUAUGAUCUUCUCUCUAUGCAUUGUUAACAUUGAUCAGAAAAUACUCUUGAGAAUGUUGGAGAACCUGUCGGCGUCCGAGAGCUGAAUCGGGCGCUCAGAUCCACCCCACGUGGUGGAUUGAAGUACACCAUCACUUCGCUUGUUUCGGCACAUUGGUUCUUAGGAAUCGUACCGUAUAAGACCAUUUUCUUCACGACCCUUCGACGAGGACUACUUCCGAGUACGUACGCUGAAGAUUCAGCAUUUGUUCUCUUUUUCAUAUCACUCCUCGUCAGUCUUCAUCAUGUCGAUGACAUCCACAUCCUCCUUCCCGAUCGGCCACAUCAUGUGAUCGCUCGAUGACUGCGAGUACUAAUUCCUCCAACAAUAAAGACGACGUUUGCAAAGAAGCCUCCACGACUUUUACUUUUUCGAACACUUUUGCCCAUAUUAACGAAGAUCCACCUUCACAAGAAGGAUUCCUUUCACCUCUUCCAGCAUCACACCAGAAUUCUGCACACCAACGCCCGUCAUCCACUUGCUCUUCACAAAAACCGGCCAGGAAUAGCAUUACAAGCAGCACAAGCAGUCUUACUUGUUCUAGUUGCAAUACAUUUCACACAGCAGCAGGAGGAGAUCAUAGGGAUUCGCGGUUAUCAGCUAGUGCACUCAGUUUCGGUCGCAACAGUGGCUUUUGCAGCAAUCUUCCAGGACGUGACAGCUUCGUUGUACAGACGGGGCGUGACAGCGUCACUAGCGCGACGUCAGUGGCGCAGGGAACCCCAAUCCUUGCGAAAAAUUUAGCAUCGACGCCACAGCAUAAUAGAACAAGAGGAAACACAUCAGGUGAAGGGACGCCGGGCGCUCCCGGCACUGUGCUCAGGAUGACCAGUCUGCCACCUCAGCCGCCUGUUGCGCAGGCGCAGACAGGUGGAGGGGGAGCGUCAAUGCAACCGCAGCAGCAACAGGUUUAUCAAGUACCGCAACAGCAAGUGACGCAGCCACAUCAAGUAACCCAACAGCAGCCACAACAACAGCAGAAUGGUGCAGGGCUCGUUGCACAGCAACAAGCACCACAGCACAUAGCGGCACAGGGUCCACCAAUAAUGCAACAACAGCAGCAGCAACAAAUACCUCAAGUACCUCAACAAGCGACACAGCAGCAAUAUGCGACUCAAUCGCAGAUGGUAGCGCAGAAGCAAGCGUUCGCUUCGCAACAAGGUUUCUUGGUGGAUACCAAUGCUGCAGGCGCGGUCAAUGUCGUCCAGCAGGGAAGCGGCACCCCUGCCUCUCGCAGCGAUACUGAGCGCGACGCGGCUACACCAGCGGCGCAACCAAUUGUGUCAACACAACAACAGCCAUCUGGUGGAAGUCAGCAGCCACAGUUCGUAGCGCCUGCUCAGACAGCAGCAGUUGCAGCAGUUCCUGCUGUCACUAAUCAUCAGCUUAGCCACCAGCAGUCGGGGAAUCUAUUCGGGCAGCAGGGCACAGCAUCAAGCGCGAAUCUUCUAGCCGUCGAACAGCAGCAACAAGCGCAACAAAAUUCCACAGCAGGUCAUCAACCUCAACUAGCUCAGCAGGUGGUUAACACCCAACAGCAGCAUCAACAGCAGCAUUCUAGUUUGACGCAUCAUCAGGCACAAGCAGGUGGUGCAACGACUGUGGUGCAGCAGCAUCAGGGAGCAGCACAGCAAGUUAUGCAACAAGCACCGUCAGGAAUACAACUACAAGCUGGAAUGAAUGGACCUACUACCACAUCCGUACCACUGGUUCCCUCUGCGCAACAGCUUCAGCACACUAAUACUACUACUACGACGUCGCUCAGUCGGACGUCGUCAACGACACCGAGUUCAUCUAAAGCUGCUCAGCAGCAAGGCGGCACACCUCAGAUGAUAGCGCACGGCAACGCGUUCCAGUCACACCAUCCAGGUUACACGCAGGCUGCCCCUGUACGGGCAACGCCACUUCCUGGCAUUGUUCCAGCAAAUUUAGUUCAACAAAACAUGGGUGGAGUUGGAGGUGUAGUUGCUAAUACAGUUGUAGUUGCAGGUACAACAGUCCAAGCAACUUCUAGUACAGCAAACAUUGUAGGCACCGGUGGUUCACAGCCACAACUCGCCACGGUUGGGAGUAAUGGCCAACUCUCCCAAAUGGCACAAGCUAAUCCUCAACAACAAACCAUGAACAUGAAUGUAGCAGCGGGACUACAAGUACAACACGCCCCACAAUAUAACAAUAGUAGUUACACGCCACCACAAGCGGGAUCAAUGGCAGUACCUUACAACAUGAUAGGGCAACAACAACAACAACAACAAGCAGUAGCAUCCUCGUUGAAUAGCCAACAGUCGUUAUUCCGUCGGUUCGCGAUAGAGCACAACACUAGGCGCCGACUCUUCCGAUGUAGUAUGCAGGACACACCUGAAGAUAUUCUCGAUACUGUGAAGCAAGCAUUUGGUUUGUUCCACGUUUUAGGACCGCGAGCAAGGAUACGAUUUAUACUACCCCAAAGUCGAGAAACAUUGUGCUCUCUUCGCGUGGAAGGUUUGCAGGACAACGAGACCUAUCAGCUCUUGAUUUUUGAUCCUGAUGGGCAGCUGAACAGGGGCGUAUCGAAUUUACACGAAAGGAGAGCGGCGGAACGUAUUUUCUUCAUCGCUUCCAUCUUGUGUAAUCACUGACUCUUGCUUGACAGUUAUGAAUUUCAAGUUGAUGUUUUCAACCAUCGUACUUGUCCAACGAGCUAAGCAUGGGAUUAUACUAGUAGUUCAAAAAAGUCUGCGUCUGCGUCAUUUUAUCCUCUCAAACUACUUGCUUCGAGGUCCUUUCGUAGCGCCUAGCCGUGUACCUAGCGAAGCCGAUGUGAAAAGAGAGCCCAGUGAACACCCUAUGAAACAGGGAGAGAGCCAACAAAUCGGCAUGAAGCAAGAGGCAGAACGCGGUGAGCAGACGCGAGCCAAGUAUGCGAGGGCUGGAAAGAACAAAACUCCCGAGCAAUUCACUGAAAAUCUCGGUGGCGAUGUCACUGACGGCCAAGGCACCAAGAGUGCAACAGAGCUAGAUGAUAGCGAAGACGCUGAGGUAGAGCGGAGUCCUGAUGGACGAUACAUACGCUACAAAGGCGAGCCUCGUGGUGGAGCCGGCGCUUUCAAUCGUGUGAAUUUGGGUUACGAUAGCAAUACAGGACGGCAGAUAGCUUGGAACGUGCUGGACAAGGUACCGGCGGAGAAGGAGAGCAGAGAACUAGCGACAGAUCCUAGAAGGGAGAGCGAAUGGUAAUACAUUGGAAGUACUACUUGAUAAGUUGUAGCCUAUGUUGAUGUCAACAUGAAUAUCAGGUGGAUUCCUGAACAAAUUUCUAUCUUGUCGUUGUGUUUCUAUCAUGAUGUUCCACAUGCAAUACUCCCGCUCUCGAAACCACAGGAUCGUUCGAGGCCUUUCUGCUUGGGAAGGAGCUGGGAGUUCUUUUGUGGUAAUUACAUCGCGAGGUAGCAGUCAUACCAUCAGGAGUCAUAUAUCGCGGUUACCGAAAGAUAGGCCUCUAAAGCUAGCUGUGGUACGCAAGUGGGCACGUGAUCUAGCAGAAGGAUUGCAGUUUUUUGCCUCGCUUUACAAAAAGCAGCCGCAUGGGUAUUUCUUUAGUCACUCUUUAGUUUUCAAUUAUAGUAGUGCUGCAUGAUGUUAGAACCAAUAAUUUGAAGUCGAAACGACAACAGCUAGUGAGUGCAACUAUGAUCUGAAUUUCUUCAUCUUUCAAUCUUAUUAUAGCCACCUAAUAUUAAUUUCUACAACAGUGCCGUCAAUAUCGACAACGUCUUUGUGAAGCAGAAUACGGGCAAUUUGUUUCUUGGUGAUCCUUCUUUCGGCAAGACUCCAACGACUCUUGCUGAGAAAGUUCUCGCUAAGACAAGUGCCGAGCGUCGCGAUUUAGUGGGCUAUGGUCUUUGCCUCCUAGACAUUGUCUACAAGGGGUCGCUGGCGUCGCUGGAUAAAGCUGAACAGCGGGAAUUCAGAAGUGCAAUCGAGAAGGAAGAAGCGCCAGCCGAAGUUGCUAGGAUUUUACAUGAAACGUUGCGGACAUUGCUGAAACUCUGUUUUCGCGGACCGAAAGAGGGCACAACGGCCUCAGCAGCUAUGCAGGAGAUAUUUGGAGAUGGCACAACAGGGGAAUCCACUUUUCUGUCGGAAGCAGACGAGAACGAUGUCUAUUGCGAGUUAGCGCCGAUUGCUUCUCUGAAUACGGGAGGUGGAAAAGACGAUGUAGGUACUAUAGGCAACAAGACAGGAGGAGAAGGUGGCGGAGGGGGAACUGCGAACGGUGGAUGAUUGUAUUGUAAGUAUCUUUAUGCAUUUGUUGUAUUUCAGGAGAGCUUCCUACAACAUCUUGAAUUUUGUAGAUACUGAUGCUCCUCUCCGUUGUAGGUACUAGUGAAGUUAGUAUGUACGUAGAUUUAGAAGAUAUGAUAGCUUGGUCCUAGGAAAAAAGAUAGAUUCUGUUUUCAACAGGAUAUGCAUUUGCAACAAACGCAAAUGCAUAUCCUGUUGAAAAUGCACAACCGUUGAAAAUUUGAUUUACCUUGAACUGUAAAUGAAUACUUACUAUUAACUGACUACUUACAGUUACAACGAACUGUUAUAACUAUAACACUAAUAGUAAUAGUACUUCUUAAGGUAUUCUUAUUGUUGCUUUUCUAUUUGCCGUAACUAAAGGAUGGGGCUGUUGUAUUCUAUCCUUGUGCUGGUAGCAGAUACUCGUCUACCUCUGUUGCAUGAUAUCGGAGGGUCUUAUUGUCAAUUUACUCCUCCUGCUUUUACCUCGACACGAUGGAUCCAUCCUUGUUUGAUACACUAAACGGCCGAGGUCGCAAAAAGUGGAUGAUCCUGUAAAGGGUGUUCGUGAUUCGAGGCCUACUGUCCCCUGAGAAAUUUUACUGCAGGUCUCACGAAUCACAAUGAGCACUUAUUGGGCAUCCGAAAAGCUUGAUUUUCUAGCUGUGUGAAUCGAUAACUUCUUCUUCUGCAGGCUUAAUAUGCUUAUGCAUCUGUGAACUAGACCGACGUAGAGUAAAAACCAAUUUUCUAAUCAAUGUAAAUCUUCCAACUUUGUUCCACUACCUAAGUACUUAUUUGUAUUUGCUUGUUCGCCUUCUUCAUAUGAGCCCUACCUUUCUCUUUCUAGCAAGAUCAGCAUCAGGCCCUUUACAACUACACGUUAGUUGUAGCUUGUGAGACCAACAUACAGUGAGUUCUUACAAGAAGGAACUAGUAUCGUGUGGCGGUUUGGGUUCAUCUGUAACAGUUUUCUCCCGAGGAGGGGAGAUGGGCUCACUUUGAUUCCUAAAAACAUUGUUUCAUCUAGGACGACGAUUGGUGAACAACUUUUUUUGUACUCAUAUCAUUUCUAUGCGUGGAGUUGGAGGCGGACGUGGCGGUGGGGAUGACGGAAUUGAUGAAGAAGGGCAUGAAAUUUUUCUGGUGGUAGCCUUAUGGGGUCUAUUUCCAAUAGACAAGGGAAAAGAGGAGUAGACAAGGAUGACAUCUCCGUCU
Molecule: messenger RNA, 5630 nt
Organism: Amoebophrya sp. A25
Lineage: Eukaryota; Dinophyceae; Syndiniales; Amoebophryaceae
Source: the annotation of a GenBank genome assembly